This is a messenger RNA of Ostrinia nubilalis (European corn borer), 5217 nucleotides long. Its product is annotated as adhesive plaque matrix protein. Lineage: Eukaryota; Metazoa; Arthropoda; Insecta; Lepidoptera; Crambidae. The record is from RefSeq and is a predicted model, not a curated record. Bases 282 to 4871 code for a protein of 1529 amino acids. Gene Ontology annotation, cellular component: cytoskeleton. The transcript is spliced from 9 exons.
CGAGCGUUUUGUACAUUCGACCGCAGUGCACCGCGAGAAACGACCGCGCGAUAACCCGACGACAGCAAUCGCUGUUCAAAAGUUGUUACUUGAUAAUGUAAAUAAACAAUAACACGAGAUCUAUAUCGGUAAUAACGAACUACUUAGUUGAUCGAAAUCAUUCAUCCUAACAUCAAUACACCGAGAAGGUUUUAACACCGAGUUCUAGACGGACAACCGGAGUAGUGCGAGUGAGGACCUCCUUAUCGUUGCCGAAGAAGAACUACCCGUGUGAAUCACCCAUGGGAGUGAGGCAGAACCCGUGGACGCCGACCAAACGAAGAGGGCCCAUCGCUGCUGAAGCUUCCAGUCCUGGUCCAGCUGUGGUAUCCCUUCCUACCUUAAUAGGCAAACCACCGCAAGAGUCCCGUAGACCCAGAGCGCCCGCUUUUACCUUCGGCCAGAAACUUGAGGUUCCCGGAGGUGGCAAGGCAGGACCUGGACCGGCAUCUUACAAUACGGAAGGAAUGACAGCAAAAGGUCGCGCGGUCGGCCCAGCCGCGUCCUUGCACGGUCGGUGGCCGCCGCCACGGGUUGCGCCGACGCCGGCUCCCUGCGACUAUGAGCCGAACAAAGCCGCUAAAGUGGUGCUAGACCACGCUCCAGCGUUCUCUAUCGGCCUCCGAGUCAGUCCACCGCAACCCGGCGGGAAAACGCCAGCGCCGAACGUGUAUUCUAUGCCGCCUGUGCUUGGCGAAGCGAAAGAGGGAAGUAAGCGCGCCGCUCCAGCCUUCAGCAUCACCGGUCGGGGUAAAACUAUAGAGUCCAAGACUCCAAUGCCAGGCCCCGGCACGUAUACCACGGACAAGGCAGCAGUAGCGCUGACCAAACGACCGCCCGCAUACACCAUGGCCCCGAGGAGGGAAGUCAAACAACCAUCAGAAGCCGUCCCCGGGCCUGGAGUAUACUGUCCAGAGAAGGAUAAGUCACAAAAGUAUACAAUUUCGAGCAGAAUGAAAAUGGAAAGAGUAGAACAGCUUCCAGCUCCCAAUGCUUAUUGUCCAGAAAAAGCAGACCGAUUAUUGCGAGAAAAAUCACCAGCUUUCUCAUUUAGAACGAAAACCGAAAUAGUGAAGACUAGUCACGCUCCAGCUCCGAAUAUGUAUUCACCUGAGAAGUCUCUUCACUCCUUGAAAAAUGGACCAAAAUAUACAUUAGCGGGAAAAGGCGUUGCUGAAAAACACGAAGUAACACCAGCACCUAAUUCUUAUAAUCCUCAAAAAGCCGACAGACUUUUACAGUGCAGUUCCCCUUCAUUCUCACUACGUUCAAAAGAAGUAGUCGAGAAGAUUGAGCAAACACCGGGGCCGAAUGUUUACGCUCCUGAAAAGUCGAUGCAUAUGUUGAACGGAGGGCCAAAGUAUACAAUUACUGGGAAAGGAGUCUGCACCAAGAUUUCAGAAACACCGGCUCCGAAUAGUUAUGAUCCUGCAAAAGCUGAUAAAGUUCUUCACGAGAGCUCUCCAUCUUACACUUUUAGGAUUAAAGAACAAGCUGCCCUUCGAAGUGAAUCUCCUGCACCAAAUGUGUAUGCCCCCGAGAAAUCUAUGCAUAUGUUAGAUGGAGCUCCUAAAUUCAGUAUAAGUGGCAAAGGGCCAUCUGGUAAGAUUCCUGAAACACCAGGUCCAAAUGUUUAUUGCCCAGACAAAGCUGAUAAGUUGCUGCACGAAUCCUCUCCAGCUUACACCUUUAGAACAAAGGAUCAGAUCAGUAAAAAAGAUAAUACUCCGGCUCCUAAUAUGUAUGCACCUGAGAAAUCUAUGCACAUGUUAGAUAGUUCACCAAGAUUCACUAUUGCUGGCAAAGGGAGUGAUCAUAAAAUAGAAAAUACUCCAGCUCCUAACAUGUACAGUCUUGAUAAAGCAGACAAGCUUCUUCACGAAUCUUCGCCGGCUUAUACUUUUAGACCCAAAAGCUCUCUAGAUAAACCUAGUGACACUCCUGCCCCAAAUUGUUACGAUCCUCACUUAUUAGAUGGCACACCAAAAUAUAGUUUAUAUGGAAAAGGACAUGAUGCGAAGCCCGCUGUCACUCCAGGUCCAAAUGCGUAUGAUCCUCAUCUAAUAGAUGGAACCCCAAAAUUCACAAUGGCAGGAAAAGGCCAACCAGGAAAAACAUCUGAUGUACCGGCACCCAAUGCCUACAAUCCCUGUCUGCCAGAUGAUACUCCUAAAUUUUCUAUGUCUGGUAGGGCACCAGAUGGAAAACCGUUAGAUACUCCAGGGCCUAGUAAUUACGACCCGCAUAUUCCAAACGACUCGCCCAGAUAUACUAUAGCUGGAAAAGGGCCAGAUGGAAAAUUACCCGAUGUUCCAGCCCCAAAUGCGUAUGACCCACACUUACCCGAUGGAACACCCAAGUACUCGCUAGCAGGAAAAGGGCAUAACGCGAAACCUUCAGACACGCCAGGACCCAAUGCAUAUGAUCCUCAUCUACCUGAUGGCGCACCUAAGUAUACCAUGUCUGGUAAGGGACACGAUAGCAAAAUAUCGGAUGUUCCUGCGCCGAACGCUUAUGAUCCACAUUUAUCUGAUGGAACACCCAAAUACACGCUAGCAGGAAAAGGGCAUAACGCGAAACCUUCAGACACGCCAGGACCCAAUGCGUAUGAUCCUCAUCUACCUGAUGACGCACCUAAGUAUACCAUGUCUGGUAAGGGACACGAUAGUAAAAUAUCGGAUGUUCCUGCGCCGAACGCUUAUGACCCACAUUUACCUGAUGGAACACCCAAAUACUCGUUAGCGGGAAAAGGACAUUCUGCAAAACCUUUUAACACGCCAGGACCCAAUGUUUAUGAUCCUCAUCUGCCUGAUAAUACUCCUAAGUUCACCAUGUCUGGCAAAGGGCACGAUGAUAAAGUAUCAGACGUUCCAGCGCCAAAUGCUUACGACCCACACUUAUUAGAUGGCACGCCUAAGUAUAGUAUGUAUGGUAAAGGUCCUGACGCCAAACCUUCUGAUACUCCAGGACCAAAUGUAUAUGAUCCUCAUUUACCCAAUGGAACACCUAAGUUUACUAUGGCUGGCAAAGGUCAACCAGGAAAAAUAAAUGACACGCCUGGUCCUAAUGCCUAUGAUCCUAGUAAAUAUGAUUACAUGUUAGAUGGUGUGCCUAAAUACAGUUUUGGUAUAAAAGGACCUGCACAAAAACCGUCCAAUAAUCCUGCACCUAAUGCUUACAGUCCAGAAAAGGCAGAUAAAAUGCUGCAUGAAAGUUGCCCAUCGUAUACUUUCCGACCAAAGAUAGAAAGCGGAAAAGUCCCUGAAACGCCAGGACCUACAUCUUAUAACCCAGAGAAGGGCGAUAAAAUGUUACAUGAAACAUCUCCCGCGUACACAUUCAGACCUAAAGUCAAUGACGGUAAAAUCGAACUUACUCCUGCUCCUAAUGCAUACAAUCCUGACAAAGCUGAUAAGGUAUUAUUGGAAAAGUCGCCCGCUUACACCAUGUCACCAAAAGGGAAAGAUGCUAAAAUCAGCGACACGCCUGCUCCUAACGUUUACAAUCCAGAAAAGGCUGAUAAAGUUUUGUUAGACAAUGCUCCGCGCUAUUCGUUUAGGAUAAAAACUAAUCCCCACAAACCCGAUAAUGUUCCGGCGCCUAAUAGCUACAAUCCAGAUAAAGCGGAUAAAGUAUUAAUGCAUAGUGCUCCACAAUACACGUUCAGAGUGAAGACAGACACAUUGAAAGUUCUCGAUACACCUGCACCAAAUUCGUAUACAAUUCCUACGCCGGUCAAGACGCCGUUGUAUACCAUAUCUGGAAGGCACAAGGAGCCUAUUGACGAAAGACUGAAAGUCCCAGCGCCUGGCGCCUACAAUCCUGAAAAGAGUUACAAAUUCAUCUUGACUUAUUCACCUCAGCACACAUUUGGCAUUAAAAUCCAUACUGAUAAAUAUACUGAUACUCCUGCACCAAACACGUACCGCAUUCCUUCAGUGCUGGAUACGCCGGUGUACACCAUGUCCGGCCGCCACCGAGUACCGACUGAUGACCGCGCGAGGGUGCCUGCCCCUGGCACCUACUCGCCAGAAAAGGUGCAGCUAAGCAAGACACCCCAAAUUACUUUUGGAAUCAAACACUCACCACUUCUUGGGCAGCUGAAACCGAUCGAGCCUCUUCGGUCAACUACGAAAGACGUCACACAGAGGCAAACCGCGAAUAAUGUCUCCCAAACCACCGAAAGAAGAGUCACGCAGGUGCAAGAUAACAAGAUUGUAAAUAAUACACACGCGAUUGAAAAUUACGAUAAUCGACACAUUGUAAACGAGUCGAAUUCGAUGGAUGCUAUUCAAAACACGAGAACACAAGUCACCCAUUUGAGAGCUGAGAGUGAGCUCAGAAGUUCAACCGUAACUCCUGAACCUAUCCAAGAGAUACUCACUCAAGAGCUCGUAUGGGUUCCGGAGCAUCUAGAACAACCUAUCCGCCGUGGUUCGUACACCAUCGACAAAGAUGAUGGUUUUACGGAACAUUAUCACAGUGAUGAAGUCAUUCCAGUUGAAAAUGGAAUGAGGAGAGUCGCAACUAGCGGGGAAAGAGGUGCUGUUUGCACUGAAGAGAGCAGCAACAAGGUGAUCAGGAAAGAGGGUUUUGAACAGAACGUGCAAAGAAACGUUAAGAAUGCGAGUGCUCAUGAGAAGAGCCAAGCCACUACUGAGGAAGUGAGGACCGGUACUGAGGUGAAACAGCUGGCCAAUGGUGGCAUCGCUAAGACUACCACGACUACUACUAUCAGAAAAGUCGGUACUGCCGCCAAAACAGCAAAUGCCACGACCACUGUCACUCGCACCGCGACCGCAGUGACGUCGCGUGACAUCGGUGUCAAGUAAAUUGGUCGUAAUGUGCAGCUAUGCCGGCGUAGGAAGCUUCAAUUGGCUACAUUAAUACCGCUGCUACUAUUACUUACCUUGAUUUAACACUGAAGUUGACCCACUUGAUACGCCAUUCAUUGCGUUAUUUAAUACCAGACUGAUUGAUAAUAACAAUCGUUUGUAUCAUUUAUUCCUAUCCUACGUUGAAACUCUAUUCACACAGCUUACGGCUUUGUGUUUUAUUUAUUGCGAACCUAUUUAUUUUGAUAAGAUGAAAUGACAUCCAUUAUAUUACUUUUAAUAAUUUUAUUAACGUUACUAAUGUUGUUACAAUAUUGAUAUUUUAAUAAACAUUUUAUUUUUA